This is a messenger RNA of Didymosphaeria variabile, 453 nucleotides long. RefSeq lists its product as uncharacterized. The transcript is spliced from 2 exons. Lineage: Eukaryota; Fungi; Ascomycota; Dothideomycetes; Pleosporales; Didymosphaeriaceae. Bases 1 to 453 code for a protein of 150 amino acids. The record is from RefSeq and is a predicted model, not a curated record.
AUGGCGAACAACACAAGAUACUACUACUCGCUCCCAACGCAACCACCACAGCAGCCACGGUCCACAUCAGGCAGCCGUCGACCACCUCUAACGCCUUCAACCGUCUCCUCGCCAUGUCUUACAACACAAUCGACGAUAGCAAGCCGAAGAGACUCAGGAUCGGGGAGUCCGACCAAGGCCUCUGCCCUACUUGCCAAGGUUGCCUCGCACCCAUCCACCCCAAGGACCGAGACACCACCAGGUAGCCCGAUCUCGUCACCAGAAGAGAGGAUGCACUCGAGUCCAAUGUACAGCCCAGACCGACCUGCUGUAUGGAGGAGCGAGAGUGCUCGCUAUGUCCAUCAGUAUAGGCAGCAAGAUGGCUACAUCAGCUUUCCAGACUUUGAGAAGUUCUGCCAGUCUCAGAAUCCCUACCAGCAACAGCGCAGAGAUCACAGUGCCGUGAGGACUUGA